Messenger RNA from Polypterus senegalus (gray bichir), 2513 nucleotides. RefSeq names its product RAB36, member RAS oncogene family (gene rab36). The transcript has 11 exons. The coding region runs from base 394 to 1200 and encodes 268 amino acids. Gene Ontology annotation, molecular function: GTPase activity; GTP binding. Lineage: Eukaryota; Metazoa; Chordata; Cladistia; Polypteriformes; Polypteridae. The record is from RefSeq and is a predicted model, not a curated record.
UUGGUGAGCGGAGGCGGAAAUGCAGAGCUGCGCAAGACGACGUUCAAGCAUAUCCCCCAUCGCAAUGAGAAGGACAGGUAUGCAGCUUCACACAGUGACGAGCGUGAGGGGCAUGCAGAUGCGAGUAACAAGGCUGUGUCAGGGGCAAGGGAGCCGCUCGCGCAGGGUGCUCCCUUUCUUCUACACACAAGCCACGCCCCGUGACGCUUGGUCGAGCGGACGCCGGCUGCCAUGGCAACUGAGGCACAGCAUAUCAGCGAUCCUAGGCUCCCUGGAUCUGAACCAAGCCCGAGAGAAACUGUUGCGCGCGGUGAGUGGAUCGGACCGGCAGCGGACAUUUGGAUUUUCAGAAUUCAGUUUUAGAAGCGCCGGAGGGAGAGGACGAACUGGAAGAUGGACAGCGGCAAACUACACAUAUCAGUACCUGUGAGCAGAAACAGGGUCAUCUCCAAACUUCCAAAGUGGUACACGCCCGAGUCUUGCUUACAGUUCAAAGAAGACUUCCACGGCAAAGUGAAGGGAGCGUGUCAAAAUCGGCACACCAGGAGUGGAGGGCUCAAUAUUUCAAAAGUGGUUGUCGUCGGCGAUCUUUAUGUCGGCAAAACAUGUCUCAUUAACAGGUUUUGUAAAGAUGUUUUUGAUCGAGACUACAAGGCCACAAUCGGAGUGGAUUUUGAAAUUGAGAGGUUUGAAAUAGCUGGAGUACCGCACACCCUCCAAAUAUGGGACACUGCAGGGCAGGAGAAGUUCAAAUGCAUCGCAUCUGCCUAUUAUCGAGGAGCACAAGUCAUCGUUACAGUGUUUGACUUGGCCGACAUCAAGACAUUGGAGCACACCAGGCAGUGGCUACAAGAUGCUCUGAAGGAGAAUGAAACCUCUUCCCCAAUUAUCUUCCUGGUGGGCACCAAAAGAGAUCUCUUGUCUCCAGCUGAAUGUGAAAGAACUGAAAAUGAUGCCAUCAGAAUAGCCUCGGAAAUGCAGGCCGAAUAUUGGUCAGUCUCUGCUAAAACAGGGCAAAAUGUGCAGGAGUUCUUCUUCAGGAUGGCGGCUUUAGCAUUCGAAGAAUCAAUGCUUCGAGAACUGGAAAACUCUAGUCUGUCCACUGCCAGGAUUGGGGAGGCCAAAGUGAUAAGAAUUGAUGAAAAUGCAGAAGCGCCACAGUCAAAGAGAACAGCCGAGCCCGGUCUGGGUUGCUGCUAGCUUGUUGGUACAGAAGACAAACUCUGCCUGUAUGUGCCUCCUUAGGCACGCGUGGACGAUGGACAGCCAUAACCACCGCCUCCAUCAUGGGUCAGCCACUCCUCUUGAGAUACUCGGCUCGUAUUCUUCAGCAGUGGCGUCAUGGCUCCGAGAGAAGCGUCCCACUUCACAGCCCAGCUACGACAUUCACUGCCUCCGGGUGUACCCUUGAGAUGAGUCCCCUCACUGACAGGUGCUGCUGCAAGGAGCCCACGGCGCUCAGAACCCAUUUGCAUUACUCAGACUACCGUUGGAGAGUUUCUUUAGUCCUCCUCCCAGUACAUCAUUCACAAGAGGUGGUCGGAUCAGUGACUUUGACAUUCAGAGAGGAGUCAAUAUUAUUGGCUAGUGGUUUGAUACCAUUACAUCCCAGUUUAAUUAGUUCCCCAACGACACACUUUUGUGGACUCUUUUUCCCCAUUAGAUGUCAAUCUGAGAAUGCCGCAUGAACCCGCAGCUGGUUAGCAGUAUCGUUCACUGGACAUUCUCAUUCCCUUAUAUUUCUUAUGUCCGCUCCCUAUUACGUGUAAUUCUGAAGAUAUUGUGUGACCCAGUCUUUGGAUACCAGUACCCUCAACUUAGAUUCCAGUUUAUUUACUAACUUACAGUGCUGAUCGUCUGUCUCCUCACCAGUAGAUCAUUCAGAGGGUACCAUGCGGUCCUUUGGUUAGAUAUUAGGGUUUCCUAAUUCUUAUCAUAAGUCACUUACUCGUUUCUAAAGUUUUUAUUUUCAUUCCCCUUUACUCUUUUUGUGAUUAACGUGAUGCCAUUUGCUCUGGCGGUUCAACACUAGUAUCUUCCGAUUCUUAUCUAAUCCCACUUGCUAACUCCCCAUUUGUACGGUGUGUUUUUUGCCCUCCAAUUCUUGUCAUUCAGAGGGGGCCUCACCAGCCAGUGCUUACACGUCAGUCUGUCCUAGCUUAUGUGCGCCUGUUCAGCCACUGAUCCCAAGUGCUUCUCUGAGACGUUCACCUCGUUGCCUCUUUCAGAUGCAGAGUUUAAAAUGAUCUACAAGCAACCAUUCUCAAGUAACACAGUGGGAGCUGUACUAGACACUGCCCUAUAAAACUGAAAUGGGACAAACUCACAUUUUGGGGGCUGAAACAGCCGUGCUGCUUUAUUAAUACAGCAAUACAAAGGAUCAGGUCCAGUUCUGUCUCCAUUGUAAUCAGCAGCUCUAGCUGACAUAGGCCUUGUUGCUGUGUUUUAUUUUUUAUGAUCUCUAAACCCUACAUGAUCCAUGGUAUAUUUUAAUAAAGAAACUUGUCUUUCUG